Sphenostylis stenocarpa is the source of this 1605-nucleotide messenger RNA. Lineage: Eukaryota; Viridiplantae; Streptophyta; Magnoliopsida; Fabales; Fabaceae. The record is from the annotation of a GenBank genome assembly.
AUGUUCCAGUCCACACUGUCACGCAUAUCCCGGCAGCGGCGCCACCCAUUCUCAACCGCCGCCGCCGCCGCCAUCGUCGCCAAUAGCGUUCCGGCCUCGUCCCUCCCUCCCUCAUCCUUCAAAAUCCGGCCCCCAGUCCACCCCUGGCCUCGCCGCCUCACUCCUAACAACCUCGCCUCCCUCAUCUCUCGCCAGCACAACCCCGAACUCUCUCACCAAAUCUUCCACCAUGCGCAAUCCCUCCACCCCUCCAUCUCUCACGCACCGAAACCCCUCCACGCACUCUUCCUCAAACUCUCACGCGCCCGCUGCUUCUCCCUCCUCGAGUCCCUCCUCACGCGCCUCCCCAACCCCCCGCCAGAACCCUCCUUCGUCAUCCUUAUCCGCGCCUACGGUCUCGCCGGAAAACCCAUCUCCGCCAUCCGCCUCUUCCUCAAACUCGAAACCCUCCGCGUCCAACCCUCCGUCAAAUCCCUCAAUGCGCUCCUCAACGCGCUGGUUCAGAACAAACGGUACCGUUUAGCGCACUCUGUGUUUAAAAGAUCUACGGAAAAAUUCGGGGUCGUGCCUAACGUUGUUAGCUGCAACAUUUUGCUCAAGGCGCUGUGUAAGAGCAAUGAAGUUGAUGUUGCAGUUAGGGUUUUGGAUGAGAUGGGUUUGAUGGGUUUGGUUCCCAAUGUAGUUAGUUAUACAACUGUGCUGGGUGGGUAUGUGUUUAGGGGUGAUAUGGAGAGUGCUAUGAGGGUUUUUGGAGAGAUUUUGGAUAGAGGGUGGGUGCCCGAUGCAACCACUUACACUAUUUUGAUGAGUGGGUUUUGUAGGAUAGGGAAGUUUGUGGAUGCAAUUAGGGUUAUGGAUUUGAUGGAAGAGAAUGGGGUUCAUCCUAGUGAGGUUACUUAUGGUGUCAUGAUUGAGGCUUAUUGUAAAGGGGGGAAAUCGGGGGAGGCUGUGAACUUGCUCGAGGAUAUGGUUGCAAAGGGGUUUGUGCCGAAUUCAGUGUUGUGUUGUAGGGUUGUUGAUUUGUUGUGUGAGGUGGGGAGUGUGGAGAGGGCUUGGGAGGUGUGGAGGGGGGUGGUGAGGAAGGGGGUUCAGGCUGGUGGCGCGGUGGUGAGUACAAUUGUGCAUUGGCUUUGCAAGGAGGGGAAGGUGGUGGAGGCAAGGGAAGUGUUGGAUGAACUGGAGAAGGGGGAGGUUGCGAGUUUGUUGACUUAUAACACGCUGAUUGCUGGGAUGUGUGAAAUAGGGGAGCUUUGCGAGGCGGGGAGGCUGUGGGAUGACAUGGUGGAAAAGGGUCGAGCUCCAAAUGCAUUUACUUAUAAUUUGUUGAUUAAAGGGUUUUGUAAGGUUGGGGAUGUGAAGGAGGGUAUUAGAGUGCUGGAGGAGAUGGUGGAGAGUGGAUGCUUGCCUAACAAAUCAACAUACUCUAUAUUGAUUGAUGGGAUUUCUGUUUCAGGAGGAAAGAAAGAGGAAAUUGAGAAGGUAGUUUUGUUGGCCAUAAGAACUGGAAUUGAUGGUGACUUGUGGGAUCUUUUCUUAAAACUUGUGGGUAAUUUAGAUGACAAUGCAGCAAAGCUUGAUAGGAUACUAACAGAAAAUGCAGUGUGA